Messenger RNA from Penaeus vannamei (Pacific white shrimp), 762 nucleotides. The record is from RefSeq and is a predicted model, not a curated record. Lineage: Eukaryota; Metazoa; Arthropoda; Malacostraca; Decapoda; Penaeidae.
GGAGAGGCAGAAAAGACCAGUGGUAGCUGGUGCAGAAGCAGACGUUGGCACGGGAGCUUGGAGUGACGACCCCUCGCCUGAUGGCCAAAGCCCUGAAGAAGGAUUCGAUUCUUGCAAAGUUUGCUAAGGUCUCUACACGACAGUUCAAUGUGAGACAGGCAACAACUAUUCAAGGAGGUGCUGAUGUGUACAAGAUGGACAAGGAGGCACGAGGCUUCGUUCGCAUCUUUAACUUCAGUUGUUUCAAGGACAGAUCCGACCUGAACCUUCAGCAACUCGACUACGAUGCUUGCAUAAUGUCAGAUGUAUUUGAUAAGAUGGGAUACAUGUGUGAAACACGCUCGUCACUCACGGCUCAGCAAACUAAGGAAGUCCUAAAGAAUAUUAGGAACGCAGAUGUUCUGAAGGACGUCGGAUGUGCUAUAUUUGUCAUAUCUGGCUAUGGUGUAAGUGGCGGAAAGAUUCUUACAUCUGAUAUGCAGUAUGUAGUGUUUAAAAGCUCUAAAUGUCUUUAACUCUAAAACAAACAAACCUGAUGAUGGUGAUUGUCAGAACCCCUUAACGAAAUGGCAUCUGUCUAUUCCAAGAGCAUGGCAUUUGUUAAGUUGCUGUUUAAAAAAUAUACAUUACUCAUCUAAGCAUCAUAUCACAUCUAUAAACUGUUCCAUGUUUUUUUUCUUUUUUUCGACGUUUUUCUCUAUUUUGUAUAGUAGUAAAAAGGCUGUACCUGUAAACAUUCUCUGCAAAUACACCUAUACUGUG